AUGCAUCAGAUGGGCGGAAAGGGCCGCAUGGUCCCUCUAAAGGCAAUCACAUCUCAGCAUCGCAAUAAUGUUGUCAUACGGCUGGAAGAGCUGAGCCGAGAUGCUUUUUCAGCGACCGCCUGGAGACCGGCUAGAAGCUUUAUCAUGUGCGGGUCUAAACCUGACCUGUAUGCUCUUUGGGCAAAGGCUUUACUGCCUGACAUGGCUGAGCAUCACACCCUCGAAGGGUUUAGGCCCGCUCAGUGA
Molecule: messenger RNA, 246 nt
Organism: Protopolystoma xenopodis
Lineage: Eukaryota; Metazoa; Platyhelminthes; Monogenea; Polystomatidea; Polystomatidae
Source: the annotation of a GenBank genome assembly